CCUGGAGAGGCGGCUGGGGAGUGUUUGCCAUGGGCAGCCCUCCUCUUCCCGGGAUCCCGAGGGGUCUGGAUGCCAGCAGAAGGUCCUUUCUGAUCCCCUCCCACGCUUGCCCCCAGGGAGUGACCGACUCUGAGAAGCGGAUCCACAACCUGACCGCGGAGAAUGAGGGCUUGAAGCAGAGCCUGGGGGUCGCCCAGGGCCUCUUGCAGCAGCUGGUUUCUGCGUCAGCUCAGUCCCCAGCCCCGGUGGCCAAGGAGAACGAGGGCCUCCGGGCCAGAGUGCAGCAGCUGGAAGCCACCCUGCAGCAGAAAGUGGAGGAGCUCAUGUGCCUGGAGGUACAGAUGGAUAGGCUACAGUGGCGCAAGGAGGAGGAGGUGCGCCACCUGGAUGAGCGCCUGCGUGGGCUCCAGCUGUCCCUGGAGGCGCACAAGAACCAGCCGCCUGAAGUGCAGUACAUCACAAAGACGGUGGAGGUGGACUCGGCGCGCACCCUGCAGGGCUUGGCCGAAGCAGAGGAGCGGAACAGGGCCCUGAUGGCGCAGCUCUCCAGCCAGGCCGAGCGGUGCCAGCAGCUGACGGAGCAGCUGCAGAACUCGGACGAGGUGGCAGCCGGCCUGCGUCACAAGAUUUCUGCCUACGAGGCCGAGAUUGCAGGACUACAGCAGGACCUGGUGCGUGAGAUCAACCAGCUGGAGGCGCGGAAGGAAGAAGCCGUCCGCGAGGCCUCCAGGUGCUCCGAGCAGCACCUCCAGCAACUGCGCGAGCAGCUUGCAGGUGUGCGUCAGCGUCUGGACGCUCUUCAGCCCCUCUUGAGGGGCAUGAAGUCAGACUACAACAGCUUGCGUGGACAAGUGCACAGUUUUGCCGACUGCUACGAAGCUGCACUUGGUGAGGCCCGGCGGCAGAUGUGCUCGGCCUUGGACGAGGCUUCGCAUGCCAACCAUCUGCUGCAGGGGCGCUACCAGCGAGAAGUGCUGCUUCGCAAGAAAUGCCAGGAACAGCUGCUGGAGCUGAAAGGAAACAUCCGGGUCUUGUGCCGCCUGAAGCCGCUGACCAGCACAGACCGGCAGGAGGGAGAGGCGGGCGCCACGGUGGGCGCUGACCCGGCUGACGACGGCUGCGUAACAGCCUGCUACAAGGGCAAGGAGCGCACCUUCAAGGUGGACAAGGUCUUCCUGCCCCAGGCCGCCCAGGAGGAGGUCUUCCAGGAGAUCGAGCCACUAGUCAUGUCUUGUCUGAACGGCUACAACGUCUGCAUCUUUGCCUAUGGACAGACGGGCUCAGGCAAGACCUACACCAUGGAGGGUGUUCCCGACAACCCCGGGAUCAACCAGCGGGCACUGCAGGCCCUCUGUCGAGAGAUGGAGGCCAAGGAGGGGGCCUGGAAAUACACAGUCAGCCUCAGUAUGGUGGAGAUCUACAAUGAGGCAAUUAGGGAUCUCCUUGCCAAGGAUCCCCAAGAGAAGCUGGAUAUCAAGUUGAACCCGGACGGGAGUGGCCAGUUGCACGUCCCAGGCCUGACCAGCGUGGAAGUGCGCAGCUUCCGAGAGAUCAAAAAGAUGCUGUCCCUGGGGAAGCGGAACCGGGUGACAUCUUCCACCAACAUGAACGAGCGAAGUUCCCGCUCCCAUGCUCUGCUCACGGUUACCAUCACCAGCACUGAGCUGUCCAGUGGCACCAAGGUCACAGGGAAGCUGAAUCUGGUAGACCUGGCCGGCUCCGAGCGGGUGUGGAAGUCCGGCGCGCAGGGGGAGCGGCUGAAGGAGGCCCAGAACAUCAACCGGUCCCUGCUGGCCUUGGGCGAGGUGAUCCAAGCGCUGCGGGCCAAGCAGGCCCACGUGCCCUUCCGCAACUCCAAGCUCACCUACCUGCUGCAGGACUCCCUGGGCAAGGGCAGCAAGACCGUCAUGAUGGUGCAGAUUUCUCCAUUGGAGAAGAACGUGGGGGAGUCCAUCUGUUCCCUCAAGUUCGCCCAGCGGGUGUGCAAAGUGGAGCUGGGCCCAGCCUCCCGACGCAUCGACGCAUCGGCCCAGCGGGACGUCUGAGCCCCCAGAGCCACAUCAGUGGCUGAUGACUCGGAGAGCAACCAGAGACCUUGCGCAGAGAGAGGCUGGUCCUGAGCACAGAAGAGACCCACCCCGCCCCAUUCAGCAUGAGUGCCCAUUCUCCCCGCUAUCCCACGGGGGCUUGGGAGUCGCAGCUGCAUAGAAAGCAGCUCCUCGUGGCUCUCCCCCCCCUCCUCAUUUUGCAUUGUACUAAGAACCCCAAAGCCUUUUCCAGCGAGGUUCUUGGUGCUACUAGAGGGCCACACCUCUCUGCCCGGCGUCUUGCUGGCUUCCCUUCUCCCCUCCCAGAGGACAGGGGCACCAUUCACUCCUGCCUGUUGCUGGGGAGUUGCUGCGGUUUUGGCCACUCCUACCCCAGUUGUAGUGUCCAGUGACACGGGCACGCGAGGCCCUUCUGGACCAAGAUCCUGACCUGCAUGUCUGAAUGCAUGUGCCCGGCUCUCUCCCCGGGCCUUGUGCUUAGGGAGGGACCUCCCUCUUGUCUGCCUGGUCCCACGUUUUACAAGUCCUGCUCAGAAUAGCCAGCUGCAGAAUAGAUUGAGCUACUGUCGCAUUGUGGUUAAGUAGCUGGUUCGAAUGCUGCUACUACCAUGAACUCUGCAGGUGGCCUUGGGUGGGCCACUUUUCUCAGCCCAGUUCCCCAGCAGGAAUAAUGAUAACACUGACUUUCUUGACUGCUCAGAGUGGGCACUCAU
This is a messenger RNA of Eublepharis macularius, 2761 nucleotides long. It is a transcript of the gene KIFC2, whose product is annotated as kinesin family member C2. The record is from RefSeq and is a predicted model, not a curated record. Gene Ontology annotation, biological process: microtubule-based movement. Lineage: Eukaryota; Metazoa; Chordata; Lepidosauria; Squamata; Eublepharidae. Gene Ontology annotation, molecular function: ATP binding; microtubule binding; microtubule motor activity. The transcript has 13 exons. Bases 30 to 2045 code for a protein of 671 amino acids.